CACACAGCACAGGUGCUCAGGGGCGCUUAGAGACCCGCUUGGAAGACGGAGAGGGCGGAACGGGGAGCAAGGGGUAUCGGGACUGGAGAACGGAGCGGACACAGAACGUCCACAGCCCACGCGGGGACCCCCUGCGCUCCCAGGAAACAUGGGCCCCACAAGUCCCGGGGAGAGCCCAUCCCUCCCUGGCCGCCGCUCGCGCCCUCGUUUGCGGCGCGGCGCACAAGAUGCACAACCGCCUGGAGACCCGAAAGCCCACGACCUACCUCGUCGGGACCUGCCGAGCUGCCCCGAGGCUCCCGAGGGCUCCGGAGCUGGCGCGGCGCCUCCCGGGGCCGCCGUUCCGGAGGAGCCGGAUCUGGGCCUCCGGGACAAGUUCACUUCGGGCCGAAGACCCUCUCGGGGCCCAAAUCGGCCGCCUGGGGCCUCGCCGUACCGCGAGCCUCGGCCGGGCCGCCGCGGGUGCAAACGGGCCGGGCCCGAUCCCAACGCUCUGCGCCGCCGCCGCCGCCCGCCCGGCCACUCCGGCCCAGCCCGCGGGCUCCGGGGCUCGCGCUUGGGGGUCUCCGCUCGAGACUCCGCCCGGCCCGCACAGCUCUGCGCCCGCUGGGUGCCGGCCCGGACGGACGGCGUGCAGCCCCGCAGGCCCAGGGUUCCUUGCCCGCCUGAGGCCGAAGCCUGGGAAGCACGGCCAGCGGUGACCUGGACACGGACAGGAAGCGAGAGCGGCGCGGCGGCACUGCGCGUGCGCGAACACGCACACUGAACGAGCUGCACAUGCGCAGGACGACGCCGGCGGUGCGCCUGACAGAGCCCACCUCGGGAGCGGGACCAAUACCCGGACUCUGUUUCCCAGUUACGAAAUGUGGUUGAGUGAUCACAACCCCAUUAAGCAACAUUAUCAUUUGACAACAAACAGGUAGGGCAGACUUGGGAUGACUAUGAACAUCAUGAAGGUAAGAAGACUUUUUAUCUUUAUUAUGUUUCCCCAAGA
Messenger RNA from Felis catus (domestic cat), 994 nucleotides. RefSeq names its product translation initiation factor IF-2-like. The record is from RefSeq and is a predicted model, not a curated record. The transcript is spliced from 2 exons. The coding region runs from base 149 to 766 and encodes 205 amino acids. Lineage: Eukaryota; Metazoa; Chordata; Mammalia; Carnivora; Felidae.